This is a messenger RNA of Dalotia coriaria, 2135 nucleotides long. RefSeq names its product carbohydrate sulfotransferase 11-like. The transcript has 7 exons. Gene Ontology annotation, molecular function: sulfotransferase activity. The record is from RefSeq and is a predicted model, not a curated record. Gene Ontology annotation, cellular component: membrane. Gene Ontology annotation, biological process: carbohydrate biosynthetic process. Bases 728 to 1834 code for a protein of 368 amino acids. NCBI's taxonomy places the organism in Eukaryota, Metazoa, Arthropoda, Insecta, Coleoptera, Staphylinidae.
GACGGCGACGCACCGCAGUCACGCUCCCGCUGCGCCGCCGCCACGCCAGUCACGGGAAAACGCGCGAGCCCGCAUCGGCUUUCUGCUCCUGCAGCCGCACAUAACCUCGCGCCUCGAAAGUGCGCGAUGUAGCCGCUCAUCUCGCACGAGAUCGCAGGCGAAAAGUCACACGGCCACGCGACACAUCAACAAUUACUAAACAAUUAGUGAACGCGCGCGUAAUGUAAACACCCGCAGUCCAACUAGCGGCACUGCGACAAGCUUAUAAUCAAAAAUAACAAAGUUUCGCAAUUCAAUUAACACAAGUCUUCCAAAGUUACCUACUUGACGUUUUCAAAAUUAAUAAUAUUAAUAACGUAAUAGUAAAUAAAUAUUUAAGCUCCGAGCCAUUGCUGUAAUCAUAAGAUAAAAUUCCAAAAGAGCUAAAAACAAAAAAUUAAAAAUUAAAAUAAAAAACAAUCGUAAAAUCAAUUAUAUAUAAAUAAAAAUAUAUAAAAGGUGCAUUUUUAUAACUAACCAAAGCUUCAACGUGCAAUUAUCAUAGAAUAGACAUAAAACUAGAAUAUUUACAUCAUAUACAUCCCGGAUAAUAAUAAUACAAUAAUAAAUAUUACAACAUUAUCUAGUUUUACGCCUACAGCACAAGUUAAAUGUACACACGAGGGAGUACGCACGCGUGAGUGACGGCCGAUGUCCGAGUGCAUCACCCGAGGUGCGCGGACGAGUGAUGCGAUACAAAAAGCGUAAGCGAGUGGCCACGUGGAAAGUGAUACGAAGAUGCGUGAUUUUCUUCACGGCGAUCUGCGUGAUACCGGUGCUACUGGUGCUGCUCGUUACGACAGAUCAAUAUAUGCGGCCGGUGCGCGCUGGAAAGUCCACAUUCGAUAGAUCCGAGCACGGCCGUUUGGAUGUAUUAUCACACCGAGUCGCGAAAAAUAUGACCGCAGUUGAGGAGCGUCUAUUGCAACGUAAAGCGUACCUGCGUAGGAUGUGCUCUCACAUGGGUCUUGACAUUGAAGCGAAUGAUACCCUGCAUAAACCUAAUCCAUGGGAGUUCCUCAUUAACAAGCAACACCAUCUCAUCUGGUGUAACGUGUUCAAAGCAGCCAGUACUUCAUGGAUGUACAAUUUUAAUGUACUGGCGGGAUAUAAUCCACAAUUUUUGAAGAAAACCAAACAAGUGCCUCUAAAUCUCGCCAGGCAGAGAUACCCCCGUCCCAGCCUUGCAGAACUGCGCAGCGCGUUCAGGACUUCGAUCUCCUUCCUCAUCGUGCGCCAUCCGCUCGAACGGCUGUUAUCCGGUUACAACGACAAAAUUCAAUACUCCCUGCCGCACACUUAUCACCGAAAAUUGGGCAACGAAAUUAUACAAAAGUAUCGCUCCACUAAGACAAAAUUAACAGGAAAAUUAAAAGUUCAACGGUAUCCAUCAUUCCCCGAAUUCGUCGCUUAUAUAUUAGAUCAGGCGAAAAACGAGCAGCCAAUGGACAUGCAUUGGACGCCGAUUACGAAAUUCUGCACGCCGUGUCAAUUCGACUUUGAUGUCAUUGCGCACACGGAAACCCUGCAGGAGGAUCAAGAAUAUCUCAUCCAAAAAGCGGGUCUUCAGGACGUCAUAAAACCCGAGUGGAGAAACGUCGGCCAUGGUUAUACUGCCAAGAAGGUCGAGCAGCAGUAUUCCCAGCUGACGCGUUCACAAAUUUUACAACUAUAUCACAUUUAUAGAUACGACUUUGAGCUCUUCAAUUAUUCACUGCAAGGAUAUUUAGACGUCGCGCAACCCGACAAGGAUCCCUCCGACCUGCUCGCCGCCAUUACGAUGAAGAAGCUAUGAGGCAGGCAACCAACAUGACAUGUAUGCAAUGUAGUACAGCUACCAAGUAAUAAAAAACGCAAUAAAACUACAUAUAAACCAGAAAAACUAAUAAAAUACCGUGAAAUAUUUUGUUGGGAACUAAGCUAUUCGUAAUAAAAGUUAACUUGCUCAUUGAAUAGUCGAUAGGGUUAUGUUUUGCAAGAAAUUGUGAUACUUAGAGUGAGUACAAUCCUAAUUACUAUAUUAACGUAGCCAUUAAGCGACUAUCAAACUUUUUAAACCUCAAUAUCGAGAUAAAUAAACAAGUUGUUAUAAGUUA